Molecule: messenger RNA, 5475 nt
Organism: Ostrinia furnacalis (Asian corn borer)
Lineage: Eukaryota; Metazoa; Arthropoda; Insecta; Lepidoptera; Crambidae
Gene: mnb
Product: minibrain
Exons: 12
Coding region: 924-2564 (546 amino acids)
Biological process (GO): peptidyl-threonine phosphorylation; protein autophosphorylation; peptidyl-serine phosphorylation
Molecular function (GO): protein serine/threonine kinase activity; ATP binding; protein serine/threonine/tyrosine kinase activity
Source: RefSeq, a predicted model, not a curated record
GAUCACAGACAAAGUUCGUGUGCUUUUCGAGUCUGCCAUGUUUUGUCCUAUUUGUCGCGCUUGAUCAACGCGUUCGUCGCGUUUACUGUUUUAAAACUGUUAUUUUCUGAAUGUAUUACGGGCUGUGUUUUGUUUACAAAUAGUGUAGUUGAUGGUGUUGUAAUUAAUUUACUAAAACAUUUGGUCAAUCGAUCAUUUUGUUACCUCUGUGUGCGACAGUGUAAUUCGAAUUUCAACAAUUUUAUAAUCGUCCGCUAGCUUGCUUGUGUCUGUAUUCAAAGAAAUUACGUCGCGUAUUCGAGACAUUCUCAUCAAACGCAGUGAUUUCUUAGCAAAUUGUGUCGAGCUGUGACGCAACCCACGUGCACAUAAUACAGCGAGCAUCUCAUGCACAUUUGUUAUUAUUUUGUUCACGAGUUCGUGGUGCGUCGCCCGCCGCCUUCGCGUUCGCCCGCUCGAUUAGGCAUCUGAGAAUUAGACGGUGAUUUCUGGUGCAUUAUUUUGUGCGGGCUAGUGUUGGUGUCGUCGUUCGGUGCAACGCACACGUGACUCGGGACGAGUGUUUGGGUGUCAGUCGACUGCGGUUCGCGAGCGCACGGGCACGAAACAGUCCGGCAGCACUCUGCAGUGCGGAGCGCGCGAUUCUGAGGUGAAUCACCGCGCGUUGUUGACCGUGCUUCGCCGUGUUUACCCGCGAGUGCAUAAGUGCGUGUAGGGAAGUGAAUCAGGCAUGAGCGGCGCGUUGCGGCGCCGAUGACACCGCCGUCCGGAGAGACGGCGUUUUGAUCCCGUGUGUGUGCUGUUAUGGUUGUUGGGUUAUGAGUGUGUGACAAAUUUGUAGUGCAAGGACACUGGAGCCCCUAGACGGAGUUGGGCCCGCCGGGGCGGCCCUGGUACUUUUGGGGGCUCCUCACGAAGGCAAGAUGGCUGCGUGGAACCGCCACCACCACUUCAACAUGCUCAUGGAUGAGAAUGCCAAAAAUAAAUUGGGUGUGGUCGGAGGCGGCAUGCCGGAGGCCGGUGGCGAAAGGCGGCACGUUCCCCUCUACGGGAGACUGGUCGCCGAAGACCAACUGGCCUCGAUGAGCGCCCCCUCAGACAUUCAGGUGAGCUCCAACGAGCGCACCCAGCGGGCUUUCUGCCGCUACUGUACCCCUAAGGCGAUGCAAGCUCGAAUACCACAUCACUUUCGGGACCCCUCCACGGCGCCGCUUAGAAAACUCAGCGUAGACCUCAUUAAGACCUAUAAACACAUAAACGAGGUAUAUUAUGCAAAGAAGAAACGGAGAGCGCAACAGUACCUGGGCGAGGACGGCUCGCACAAAAAGGAGAGGAAGCUAUACAAUGACGGGUACGAUGAUGACAACCAUGAUUACAUCAUCAAGCAGGGAGAGAAGUUCCUCGAUCGGUACGAGAUCUCUUCACCUAUUGGGAAGGGCUCGUUUGGACAGGUUGUGAAAGCGUAUGACCAUGAGGAGCAGUGUCAAGUAGCGAUUAAAAUAAUUAAGAAUAAGAAACCCUUCCUAAACCAGGCACAAAUAGAAGUCAAGUUACUAGAAAUGAUGAACAGAGCAGAUGCAGAAAAUAAGUAUUAUAUAGUAAAACUGAAACGUCACUUUAUGUGGCGGAACCACCUGUGCCUAGUGUUCGAGCUGCUCUCGUACAAUCUCUACGAUCUCCUGCGCAACACGAACUUUCGCGGCGUGUCGCUGAACCUCACGCGCAAGUUCGCGCAACAGCUGUGCACCGCGUUACUGUUCCUUAGUCAACCUGAACUAAAUAUAAUUCACUGUGAUCUAAAACCCGAGAAUAUACUACUAUGCAACCCGAAAAGGUCAGCCAUUAAGAUUGUGGACUUCGGAAGUUCGUGUCAACUAGGUCAAAGGAUAUACCAAUAUAUCCAAUCAAGGUUCUACCGAUCACCGGAGGUGUUACUCGGCGUACCCUACGACCUAGCGAUAGAUAUGUGGUCACUGGGGUGCAUACUUGUCGAGAUGCACACUGGCGAGCCACUGUUCAGCGGGGCCAACGAGGUCGACCAGAUGAACAAGAUCGUGGAGGUGCUAGGCAUGCCGCCUGAUCAUUUAUUAGACCAGGCCCACAAAACGAGAAAGUUCUUUGACAAAUUACCAGCGUCAGAAGGCGGUGGUUAUGUAUUAAAGAAAGUCAACGGUAAAGAUGGCAGUGGUUACAGAAAGUACCGGGCGCCGGGCACGCGGCGAUUACACGACAUACUGGGAGUGGAGGGCGGAGGGCCGGCCGCGCGGCGUCGCGGCGAGCCCGGCCACUCCGUGUCAGACUACCUCAAGUUUAAGGACCUAAUCCUCCGCAUGCUGGAGUACGAGCCGAAGCAGCGCGUGACGCCGUACUACGCGCUCCAGCACAACUUCUUCAAGCGCACCGCAGACGAGGCCACCAACACGCAGCAGCAGCAGCACCAUCAGCACGUGGGCGGCGCGCGACUGUGGGGCGGCGCCGAGCGAAUGGACGUCGAGAACGUUCGCCGCGACGACGAAUUGCUGCCCGUAUGCACGCUGCAGCACAGCCCUGUCGCCAUACACUAGCCCACGGCGACUCGGUGGCUCGGUGGCUCGGUGGCCCAGCGGCGCGGUGGCCCAGUGGCUCAGUGGCUCAGACUAAGUGGCAGUGACCAGUGACCCACAGUGCCCCACGGACUAACUCGUUAGCGCGCCCCGGGGCCCACCCCCUGGACUGAUUGAACCGUAUUUAUAAUUCUAUAUUUUUAUUUAAUGCGAUAAGUCUGACUGUAAAAAUAUAAUGGUACGAUUUUUGUUACGUUGUAACGUGUAUUUUGUUCUUAAUCGCUUCACUCGACCGUACUUAUAGAGCGUAUGAUGACCGCGAUCCCGUCACACUCCGGAUGCGUAUGGGCAUGAAAGCUAGGUUUUUUUAUUGUUACGCAAUGCAUAUCAAGAACGCAAUAUGGUAGUAAAUAAAUAUUGUAUAUAAAAUUUAGGAAACCAGACUAAUGGAUACAGACUGCAAUUUAAACUGGAUAAUCUAUAGUUUAGUUACGAUCUAUGCUAGUUAGGCUUUCAUUCAGUUUUAAUUAUCGCAAGCUUUAUAUUUUUAAAGUGUCGGCAACUGAUGACUGAAAUUCAAAGGGCCAAUGAGAAUUUGUUUUAACACAGACAGAUAAAUAGAAUUAAGUAUUUUUUGAUGCACAAAAUGAUUAAUUUGACACCACCCGUUUGACUGAUUCGUUAGUCGGAGUCAUGAACAGCCCUCGCGCCGAUUGUACAUAGACGAUGUUCACGACCUCUGAUGCUUGUGAUCCGAGUCUCAAGUAUUAUUUUAAAGCAUAUACGUUAUUUUUGACCCAUUGGAAUAUUCAGACGAUGUGUAAAACAGAUAGUGUAUAGGUAAUUCUAUAAAACACAAAAUGUACUUGUAGGUUACGAGAAUGUUGAAUCAUAUAUAAAAAUUUUUGGGUAUUUCAGAUAGGAAUUAAUAAAUUGAAUUACAUAACUGACUUGUUGAACGUUUUUGGAUUUGAAUCUACAAUAGACUAACCUCAUUGCAACAGACUGGUCGAAACUUUGUAACGGAGAUAUUUUGUAUAGCAAUACACUGAAUCACUGCCUUAUUGUGCCGGAACUUUAUACGAUAAGACCCGCUACUCAUGGUAGGCUUUUUGUCGCAAGUGACGUCAUCCGCUGCCGCGAGUGCGGCCAACCGAUAUUGUGACAGCAAAUGUGAUAACUAUACAUUGUAUGCAAUUACUAUUUUACUUUACUAAUAAUUAAUUACAUAUCGAUUUGUGUAACUCGGCUAGAAAGUAUUGUAUUUAUUCAAUGGUACUGACCUGACGGAGAAACUCACUUGGGCGCUUACACAACCGACGACGAGCAAAGCUCUAAAAGUUUGAGUGUCCGCGCAUAUUACCGUUCGGUAAUACAGCAUUUUAGACAAGUAACUGCACUUCGAAUAUAUAUUUUGACAGUUGUCUAUCACGUUGGGACCAUGCUGAUAUAGGAUAAAAUAUUCACAUAAUUAAAAUGUCCAGUUUGAUGUCGAUGAAUCCGUACAGACCUUUUGUUUCGUGUGCGCGUAAUGGAAUGCACACUGCGACGUCUUGUAACAUUUGACGUUCACAUUUCCGUAGGAAAAUGUACUUGUGUAUGUGGGUCAUGUUUUUAUAUAGAUAAAUAUUGAUUGUAUUGUAAAUAUGGACGGCAAAGGUUACAGACUUGUACUGCAAUAACGGGAAAGGAUUGGCAGGCGGCGCGUACGCCUCGAUUGGAGCUUACUCGGCUCUAUUUAGUUGAAGCUUGUGAUACAUAGUUUAAAAUUUGCACAUAGUGUUAGUGCAAGGUUUAGUUUAAUAAGGUAUUAGCUCGGGAAUACCUAAUCUCUUCACUAUAUUAGUGUAAUUGAAUGGCAUAUUAUGGUGAUGUCCAGUUAAGUGUAUAUGGUACAAAAGUCACAUAAGUAGCGGGUCCACGCUUAGCAACUUUAUUCUGAACUUAAGCUUAGGAAAAUAUUUUUAUUUGAAAUUAUUUUUAGUUAAUUGUCGACUGAAUGUACGCAAGUUCAGAGUGGAGCGGCUAAUGAGACGAGGCAACAUUACCGCGGUGCUGCGUAAUGUUGCCGUGAAUUUUUAUAAAAACACCCUCGAUUAUGUAAUUAUUUUAAAAUUUAAAUAAAGCGUUUGUAAGGUAAAGCUAUUUGAUUUGGUACAUGAAGCAUGAAAGUAUUUUCCCUCGUUUGUUUCUUAUAGUGCUGACAAAUAGGUUCACCCAUUUCAUUGUAGAUUUGAAUCUAUUUCUAAUCUUGCUGUUUUCUGUACUAUAAAUUUUUGAAUAUCUGUAUAAUAUUUACUGUAAUACUUUUCUGCUUCAUGACGUUUAUAGGAUUGUUAGAAAGAGUAUAAGAAAUAGGUAUGGGACAUGUUUAAUUUUGAUGAUAGAGCAAUAACAUUAAUCUACCGGCGGGUUUCCAAAUGUUAGAGAAUAAUAAAAUAUAUUUUUAUGUGACUAUGUAAAUUACAUGUUAUAUAAAUAUUUUUGUCGGUUUCAUUUGUAUUAGAACAUCAAACAGUAUUAGAUUCUGAUGUUAGAAUUUUAAUUAGUUUGUAUGUUUUUGAUAUCAAGCAUGUAUUACCUGUAAAGUCGGAAAUCUGCCGCAACAUUGCUAUUUUUACAUAACAACUAGUCGGAGAGUUAAGUGAUAACCAACACGUAAAACACCAACCUAUUUGAAUAGUUCUAACUAAAUCCAUUACUCAAGAAUGGCCCUAGAUGUUUGCGCUUGAGUAUGUAAUAUACUAUACUUACUAUUUAUUUGUACUGUGACAGUAUGGAGUUAUGUGAAGUGUGUGACAUGUGCUGAUGCGCGAUAAGCUAAAAUGUUUAUUUCCUAUCGGAUUGUCAGUUCGCAGGCACUGUAACAAUAAAAGGAUAGAGCUUUAUGUCACUAAGUUUUGUAUUUUAAAUCAAUAAACAAUAGCAAUGA